This is a messenger RNA of Sciurus carolinensis (gray squirrel), 5696 nucleotides long. RefSeq names its product tetraspanin 11 (gene Tspan11). The record is from RefSeq and is a predicted model, not a curated record. Gene Ontology annotation, cellular component: membrane. NCBI's taxonomy places the organism in Eukaryota, Metazoa, Chordata, Mammalia, Rodentia, Sciuridae.
CAAAGAGCAGGCCCCCGCCCCCCGGGUUCUGGGCGCGUCCCGCCGGCCAGCUGAGGAGAGAGGGGCGCCUGGGAGCCGAGCAGGGCCAGGAGCUGCAGGCAGCGGCGCAGAGCGCCGGGCAAAGCGGGAACCCGCACGCAGCCGGCUCCAGGUGGCUGGGAAGGAGCGCGGUGCCGGCGGGCAGUGGGCGGGCGGGCUCUGGCGAUCGGCGCUCUUCAUCCCUGUAGGCUCCCGCUCCCUCGCUGCGUGGCGAGCCCUGCGCCCUCCGGCCUGAACCAGCAAUCAUGGCCCAUUACAAGACCGAGCAGGAAGACUGGCUGAUCAUCUACCUGAAGUAUUUGCUCUUCUUGUUCAACUUCUUCUUCUGGGUAAGUGGCGGAGCAGCCGUCAUGGCCGUGGGUGUCUGGACCCUGGUGGAGAAAAGUGGCUACCUCAGCGUCCUGGCCUCCAGCACCUUCGCCGCCUCCGCAUACAUCCUCAUCUUCGCAGGCGCCCUGGUCGUGGUGACUGGCUCUGGCUUCGGCGCCAUCAUCCGGGAGCAGAAGAGUUGCCUGUCCACAUAUUUCUGCCUGUUGCUUGUCAUCUUCCUUGUAGAGCUGGUGGCAGGUGUCCUGGCCCACGUGUACUACCAGAGGCUGAGUGAUGAACUGAAGCAGCACCUGAAUCGCACCUUGACCGAGAACUAUGGGCAGCCCAGGGCCAUGGAGAUCACAGCCUCUGUGGACCGUCUCCAGCAAGAUUUCAAGUGCUGUGGAAGCAACAGCUCUGCUGACUGGCAGCACAGCACGUACAUCCUGUCUCAGGAGGCCGAGGGCCGCCGGGUGCCCGACAGCUGCUGCAAGACGGUGGUGACUCGCUGUGGCCAGCGGAUCCACCCCUCCAACAUCUACAAGGUGGAGGGAGGCUGCAUCACGAAGCUGGAGCAGUUCCUGGCUGACCACCUGCUGCUCAUGGGGGCAGUGGGCAUCGGGGUGGCCUGCCUGCAGAUCUGCGGGAUGAUUCUCACCUGCUGCUUGCACCGGAGGCUCCAGCGGCAUUUUUAUUAAUGGCCAACCCUGUCCCCUUCUGGCUGCCCCUCACAAGUACAAGGGCCUACAUCCCCACAUCUCAUCUGCUAGGCCUAUAGAGUCUGCACCAGCUGAACUAGAAUCAUGGACUGCCUUUACUCUGCGCCCAGUCCCUGUGAGCCCACCAAGUGCCUGGGAUGGUGGCUUCUGAUCUUCCUACCCAGGCAGGGACCCUCAGCCCCCACCCCUCACUUCUGAGCAUUCACUGCCAGAAUCCUGGGUAGGGAACGAUCCUCCCAGGACACAGCCAGAGCUCCUUGCCAAGCAUGGAACAUCGAGGACAGUAGGAAGGUAUGAGAGCCAGGCUCUCUGCCCCUUGCAGCCGGAACCUGGAAGAAAGGCUGGAAAAUGGGCCCUCCUGGGAUUCCUGCGUUGUAUUGGUGCAUGUUUCCCAUCUGGCUCAUGCCAGGUGCAUCCUGGUGGGGCAGUUAGGGAUGGCUGCUUCCCCGGAAACCUAGCCAGUCCCUGGGUCUGCCUGUUCCCCACACUGUCUCAUUUGGAAAGCAGCAUCCUCCUAUCCGCAUUCCUACCUGCAGGGCUGGGAAAGGGGAGGCCUAAGGUGGGGCAGCUGAAAGCAGGUACAGCUGCCAGGGAAGGGAGGGAAGGGACGAGAGCCCUGCACCCUGCCAGGCCUCCCUCGGGAAGAGAUUCCCCCUGGAGACCAUGCCCCCAAACUCCAGCCUCCAGCAAUAUGCACAUAACUCCUGUUCCAAGGCUUAUUUUCAGAAAUGCCAGGUUUUCAAACUAUCUAACUGCUAAUUUUGGUGGAUUUAAAAGCCCUCCCCAAGUGGACCAAAUCACAAACCUAUAAAUGCAGAGCCACAGAGAAGGGGAAGCUCUGAGGAAAGAGGCACCCUGCCUGGACCCCACUUUUCCUGAGUCCCUCUCCCCCUGACCACGUGGUCAGCAUCCUGAUCCUUCCAGGGGCCUCACUCUGCUUCCUUUUCUACUGCCCCAGAGCACACACAGUCCCUUCCUUUGGUUCUCUUAUGCAUCAAUGAUUGAGACAGGGAAUUUUCAGGAAGAACGUUGCCAAAUGCUAAGGGAGACCAGAAAGAAAAUUCUAGGAAAAAUAGGGAAGAAUAGAUAUCAACUCAUAGACAAACACAGGGAAUCACCCCAGGUCCCAUACUGCUGUUACUUGGGCAGCUCAUAACAUAAGAACCCCACUCCUGGUUUCCAUCUUCCAAGGUCCUGCAGUUCUGUCCAUGUUGGGGACCCUCUUAGUUCCCCCACAAGAAGGGGUAGCACUUUGUUACACUGAGACUGAGACCAAGAGAGGUCCCACCUUGCCUCCUACCCUAUCCAGCCCUCCCUCUGAUAAGCACAGCUCUUGCUGACCUGGGCUGGUCCUGAAGGAGGGACAUUCUCUUCCAUACCUAGCAGUGGCCUAGAGACCUCUCGUUUUGUCAUCAAUGUAGUCCUGAAUGAUCCAGAAACUGCAUCCUCAGAACAGGAAGUAGCCAUACAGAUAGAGUUUAGACCAGGCUCUUGGGACAGACUGCUUUCUCCACUCUGGAUUCUCCAGGGGCUCCUUAGAGCCUGGGCUGGUUUAUCUCAUCUGCCUAGAUGAUCUUGGGGUUGUUGAUGCAAAUUCAUUAAAAAGAAGACAAGCUCUCCCAGCGAUCCCAGACUGCACCACAGCCAAGAGAAAUGGUGAUUAUCUAGCUGUGCUCCAACUUCCUGGGAUUCAUGCAGAUAAUCAAAACUGGAUGUGACUCCCAGGCUUGCAGAGGCAGGGUUGAAAAUCAGAGUGCUGGGCUGGGACCACAUCCUUCCCACAGAGGCCCCACAGGAUAGAUGGCAGUGGCCAGGGAUAUUCUGUGGCCUUCCACAUCUGCCCUGGUGGGUUCCCUUUAUUCUCAGGGAGAUGGGGACAGAGGUGAUAGGUGGGCACCACUUGCACAGUCUUGUCCCUGAGACAGGCCAGGAGAGCCUGACUCAUCAGUCCCUAGCCCAAAGGUUGGGUUAGGCCAACCCUACUGGGGAUAGGAUUAGCAGCGAUUCCUUCCCUGGGCACCAUCCAGCACAGACAGCCACUGGGGGGAUGACUGGUUGGAGCUGCAGAGUGGGAGAACAGCCCAGAGCUUUUUGGAAACGUGACCUCCUUAUUCAUGCCAACAGGGUGGGACAUGAGACAGGGUUAGUGGAAACAGAGCUCCAGAAUAGAGAAGGUUCUGCCUCAGAUAUGAUCCGUAGUGGGUUGUGCCCCUCCCACUGACAGGGAUGCAGAUCCAUUCCUGAGAUACUUCCUGCUCUUCCUGCUUGGAGACUAUCACAGUCUUGAGUUCCUUGGAAAGAAAGAAAAAUAUAAACACAUCCUCAGUCCUAGGGGAGAGGGUCACAAAAUGUCCAGGGGUCCCUGCUGCUUGGGUUGGCACAUUCUUGCCUUGAGUAUACUAAGCACCCUGCCCUAAGCUCCCAGAGAGAACAACAAGAGAAGAGCAUGUCCCCAAGCCCCUGGAUAACUGGGAGGGAGGGAUAGAAAUGAAACUAGACUAUGGUGAGAGACGAAGUGUUUAUACCCAUUAGUCUCUUUCUCCUUCCUCUCCCCUACACUACAGCCCUGACUCUAGGGGUCCCUUGGGCACAGCUAUUUGAGGAAUGUUUACUGAGGGUCUUCUGUGUACUUAGAAUGUGUUAGUUGCAUAAAUGCAUUAUCUUUCUGUGACCCCAGUGAGAGGUACUAAUUCCCCCAUUUUGCAGAUGAGGAAAUUAAGGUUCAGCUAAGUCAGGGUCCCGCCUGCCCAUGGUGAUGGUUGUCAUCAUGGACUGCCAGCCAGGUAGACCCUAGGAAGGCCAGGCUAGGAGCCCUCUCUGCUCAGCAUCCCACAGUCCUCCAUCUCUGUAAUAAGUUGUCAACCUGGCAUUCAGGAACAAAGUGUCCUUCAGGGACACCCCCUCCCAGGUCAGACAGAGCCAUCCAUCACAGCCCGGCUCCAGUGGCCCUGCACAUUUACAAGUGCAGAAGUCUGGUGUAUUUCAGGGUGACAACCAGGCCCCCCCAGCAGGGAGGCUCAGGCAGCAUCUGGGAGCCCAAGGAGCCUUGGCUCUUGGGAACAACUCAGCCCACACUUCUGUGACAAGGCUGACACUACAGAGAGCUGGGACUGUCCCUCUGCUCGCAAAGCCUUCAUAGGGUCCGGUGGGAAUCUCCUGCCCAUGUGGACCUCAGCAUCUGGGGCAGAGAUGCCUCUCUCCAACCCAUUGUGGGGGGCAGGGGAGAAUCUCAGGUCAUGUGCACCCACAGAGCCACCCUGGGCAGGGAUGGGCUCUGGGUGGUGAUGCUGUCUCCUCCCUUCCCAGUGAGGCCCUUUUCCUCCUUCUUGCUCUCCCCCCACAUUGAGCACCUGCUAUUGCUGGGCUCUGGGAUGGACACAGUGUCACUUUUGUCCAGGGAGCCUGUGCAUGGCCAUAGGUGUUCAGAUCUGGAAACAUUCUGUGACCCUGGGGAAGCAGGAUAUGACAGGCCACUGGGAUUAGCCCCAGGACCCUCAUGCCUGAAAAUCUACUUUGGCCUUAAAAUCUGCUGCUCUGGGCCCCCUCUUCAGGGUUUAGAGGUAGGGGAAGUGAACUGGAACAGUUACCUUCAUCACCACGCACCCCCACUCCCAACCUUGAAAGAACUCUACCACUAGGGCCACUUCAGCCUUGGGAAGGAAAGGCAGAAGAGGUGGGCCAUCUGAUGGAGGAGAAAAGCAGUUUUUUGUAUGGCCGCUGGGUGGCGCUCAUGUCUGCUGCAGAUGGCAUUUGAUCAAGUGUCAAAACCAGCAACUCUUAAACUUGCUUUGGCAUCAUGAUCACCUGGGGGCUUUUCAAAACAGAUUGCCAAUCUCCCCAGAGCUUCUCAUCAGAAGGCCUGUAGUCAACAAUUUGCAUUUCCAGCAAAUUCCUAGAUGACACUGAUGCUGCUGACCCUAAACACACUGCUUUGGACCAUACCACAAAGGAGGACUGACUACCUUCUUUCAGAUGUCACAAACCCCAGGGGUCAAAAGUCCAACAGGCUAUCUGGCUUGAGUUCUACUUGUUGCAGCCUGGGACUGUUCCCACUUGAUUCACUGGGAGAGGGUGGGAUGAAGCCGGACACUGGCAUCAGUUCACAGCCACCCAGGAAAGCACCUCUCAGCUGUGCAUUCUUGCAGCACUACCCUGAUGGAUCUGUGACCUUGGCCAGUGGACUUGGCCAGUUCCAGGACCCCUCUUCCUGGAAGGGGACUAGUUACAUUUUGCAGCCUGUUCUCCCACCACCCGCUAUGUGCCUUGGGACAGCUCUGCUACAGCUUCGUCAAUCCCAGCCAGGAGCACAGUACACAGCCCUGUACUCUAGGCCUCCCAUGCGCCCAGUCUCCUUCCCACUUAGGCAACACCUGCCACACACCCUGCCAUCUGCCCCAAGCAAGUGCCAUUAAUAAUUCCAGGCAGCCCAGUGUUUGGAGGCCACUUGGGCUCCUGGACCCGGGUGGCCUGUGAAUGUGGGUUACCAGAAUUUUCUAGAAACAGAGAAGUUGCCUUAACUUACUGCUUAUAGGGAAGCUGUAAGCAUGCCUCUCUCCUUAGCUGAUUUCAGUGGAAGCCCGGCUUCAUGUACUACAGGGCAUGACAAUAAAGGAAUUGUAUUAAGGACUA